Molecule: messenger RNA, 3206 nt
Organism: Colius striatus (speckled mousebird)
Lineage: Eukaryota; Metazoa; Chordata; Aves; Coliiformes; Coliidae
Gene: CDKL5
Product: cyclin dependent kinase like 5
Exons: 18
Coding region: 231-3206 (991 amino acids)
Biological process (GO): protein phosphorylation; regulation of dendrite development; positive regulation of axon extension
Cellular component (GO): nucleus; dendrite cytoplasm
Molecular function (GO): ATP binding; protein kinase activity
Source: RefSeq, a predicted model, not a curated record
CGGGCGAGUGAGUGAACGAACGAAGGAAGGAACGCGCGCCGCCGGGUGUAACGAGAGCAGCGGCAGCGCCGGAGCGGAGGAAGCUACUUAAGAAAGAGAGUGAGAAGUCUGGUCUAUCAAGGUGGAUUUAUUUUUCCUACAGCCUUUCCACAAUUGCCUUUUGCAAAAUCUUUGGACGCUCCCCACUGUGCCAUGUUUUGUGGCUCUCACCAUAAGAGGAAUUUGUCUUGAUGAAGAUUCCUAACAUUGGUAAUGUGAUGAAUAAAUUUGAGAUCCUUGGGGUUGUAGGUGAAGGAGCCUAUGGCGUUGUACUUAAAUGCAGACACAAGGAGACACAUGAAAUUGUGGCUAUCAAGAAAUUCAAAGACAGUGAAGAAAAUGAAGAAGUCAAGGAAACCACUUUACGAGAGCUUAAAAUGCUUCGCACUUUGAAACAAGAGAACAUAGUGGAGCUGAAGGAAGCCUUCAGAAGAAGAGGAAAAUUAUACUUAGUUUUUGAAUAUGUGGAAAAAAAUAUGCUUGAAUUGCUAGAAGAAAUGCCAAAUGGAGUUCCACCAGAAAAAGUGAAAAGCUAUAUCUACCAGCUAAUUAAAGCAAUUCAUUGGUGCCAUAAGAAUGAUAUUGUUCAUAGAGAUAUCAAGCCAGAGAAUCUCUUAAUAAGCCACAAUGAUGUUCUGAAGUUGUGUGACUUUGGCUUUGCUCGUAAUCUCUCUGAAGGAAGCAAUGCUAACUAUACAGAAUAUGUGGCUACCAGAUGGUACCGCUCCCCUGAACUCUUGCUUGGAGCCCCUUAUGGAAAGGCUGUGGAUAUGUGGUCUGUAGGCUGUAUCCUGGGGGAGCUGAGUGAUGGGCAGCCCUUGUUUCCUGGAGAGAGUGAGAUUGACCAGCUCUUUACCAUUCAGAAGGUGCUAGGCCCUCUGCCAGCCGAGCAGAUGAAGCUUUUCUAUAGCAACCCACGCUUCCAUGGCUUGCGGUUUCCAGCAGUCAAUCACCCACAGUCUUUAGAGAGAAGAUACUUGGGAAUUUUAAGUGGUGUAUUGCUUGAUCUUAUGAAGAACUUACUGAAGUUAGAUCCAGCAGAUAGAUAUUUGACAGAACAAUGUUUGAACCAUCCUUCGUUUCAAACCCAAAGACUCUUGGAUCGCUGUGGAAGCUCACCUUCACGGUCAGCUAAGAGAAAACCUUACCACGUAGACAGCAACACAUUGUCUAACAGAAAUCAAGCCAGCAAAAGCUCUGCUUUGCAGUCACACCACAGAUCUAACAGCAAGGAUAUACAGACUCUAGGGGUUGGCGGGCCAAGAGAAGAAGGUCUUCCAGCAAAUGAAAGCUUUUUAAAUGGAAACCUUUCUGGAGCUGCACAUAGUCCAAUGCAUACAAAAAAGUCAAGCAACACACCUGGGUCUGGCAACAAGGAUCUAGCCAAUAAUAACAUGCCACAUCUUCUCAGCCCAAAGGAAACAAAGGCAAAAACUGAAUUUGAUUUUAAUGUGGACCCAAAAAGUUCUGAUGGUUCAGGCACAAAGUACCUGAAGUCUAACACCAGAUCUCAACAGAAUCGGCACUCAUUCAUGGAAACUUCUCAGAGCAAAACUGGGACACUGCAAGCCGGCGACAAGCACAGUCGCCACAGCUAUAUUGAUACUAUCCCACAGUCUUCAAAGAGUCCUUCAUAUCGGACAAAGUCCAAGAGCCACGGGGUUCUGACAGACUCGAAAUCCGUGGGCAACCUUUCUGAGGCCAGGGCCCAAGCUGCAGAACCAAACAGCAGUAGGUAUUUUCCAUCCAGCUGUAUGGACUUGAAUUCUCCUACCAGUCCAACUGCUCCCCGACACGGCGAUAAUAGAACUUUGCUCAGUCCGUCUGGGAGGAAUAACCGCAGCGAGGGUACCCUGGACACACGAAGACCAUCAACAAGACACUCCAAAACAAUGGAGGAGUUAAAACUGCCAGAUCACAUGGAUGGAAGCCAUUCCCACUCUCUGUCUGCUCCACAUGAAUCUUUUUCCUAUGGUCUAGGUUAUACCAGUCCUUUUUCUUCACAGCAGCGCCCUCAUAGACACUCUAUGUAUGUGAGCCGGGACAGAGUGAGGUCAAAGGGCUCAGAGGGUGGCUUAAGCAUAGGGCAAGGGAUGGCAGCCAGAGCAAACAGCCUGCAACUGUUAUCUCCACAGGUGCAGCAUAAGUCACUCACAAGAUCUGUUGGCUCAUCACGAGAAGACUGUACGGAAGAUACUAAUAGGGGUGGAGCAUAUCAUGAUCCACACACAGAAGAUGGAGCAUCUACUAAGGAAAAUAGAAUUCUGUAUAAUGACCCUGUUCCGAGAAGAGUUGGCAGCUUUUACAGAGUUCCAUCUCCGCGUCCAGAGAGUACGUACAUAGAAAACAAUGUGUCAAACCGAGCCUCUGUGUUACCAGCAGACAGCAGCACGGUGGCAAACCACUCAAAGAGACAAACCACCUUUGAUACUUGGAAAAGUCCUGAAAACCUUAACAGUCACUCAGAACAGCUCAAGGAGAAAGAAAAGCAAGGUUUUUUCAAGGCAAUAAAAAAGAAAAAGAAGAAAUCUCAAACUACAGACUCAACCAACGGGGAGAAUCCAAGCAUCAAGAAAUCCCUCUUUCCUCUUUUUAAUUCAAAGAAUAAUUUAAAGCAUAGUUCUUCUUUGAAAAAGCUUCCUGUAGUCACCCUACCCAUGAUGCCUAGCAGCGAUGGUCAGGAUCUCUUAGCAUUACAGAAAGCCAUUCAUUCUUCUAAUCACCAGAGCAGCAGGCAGAAGGACUGGCAUCCUGAGAAGAUGACAGAAAUCCAGCCUCAUAGCCAGCCAUUAAAAUCUCUUCGAAAGUUCUUACACCUCUCCUCUUCAAAUCACCCUGUCCCAGCUGAGCCUCGUUUCCAGCCCUUACCAAGUCAGCCAGCCAAAGCUUCCUUUCCAGAGGUGCGAAUUCACCCCAUGAGUCAAAGCUCCAGCAGCGGCAGCAGCAACGUGCGGCAGGAGCCUCAGGCGAAGAGCAGGCCGACGCUGCAGAUCCCGAGCCAGCUGGAGCCCACCUGGCACGUCUCCCCUGUCAACAGGAGCGCGAGUGACGGACCCCCCUACUCCGACCAGCUGCCUUCCAAGAGCGGACAGAAUGGGCACACUUAUAACCGAACAAACCGGUUGCGGAUGCCAAACCUGAACGAUUUGAAAGAGACGGCCUUGUAA